Phyllostomus discolor (pale spear-nosed bat) is the source of this 1997-nucleotide messenger RNA. RefSeq names its product butyrophilin subfamily 3 member A1-like. Gene Ontology annotation, molecular function: signaling receptor binding. Gene Ontology annotation, biological process: T cell receptor signaling pathway; regulation of cytokine production. Gene Ontology annotation, cellular component: external side of plasma membrane. NCBI's taxonomy places the organism in Eukaryota, Metazoa, Chordata, Mammalia, Chiroptera, Phyllostomidae. The record is from RefSeq and is a predicted model, not a curated record.
CGGCCCUGGGGAGGCAGCGUCUCCAUGUGGAAUUCUCCACCUUUUUCCAGGUUGUCACUGCCACCCAGCCCCUGCUGGUGUCUCUCUCUGCACAGCAGGGAACGAUGGUGAGGCUCCUGGUCCUCUGUCUGCUUGCCCUCCUUGUCUGCCUCGCCGUGGUCCAGCUGCUCAGCCCCUGCUCAGCUCAGUUUGCUGUGGUUGGACCCCCCGAGCCCAUCCUGGCCAUGGUGGGUGAAGACACUGAGCUGCCCUGUCACCUGUCCCCGGAGAUGAGCGCUGAGACCAUGGAGCUGAUGUGGGUGCGAUCCAGCCCCAGGCAGGUAGUACACACGUACUCAGAUGGGCAAGAGGACACGCCGGCAGCAGAGUUUCGAGGGAGAACUUGGAUUUCAAGAGAGGACAUCACUGCGGGGAAGGCUGCUCUCCGGAUUCGGGACAUCAGAGCCUCUGACAGAGGAACCUACCUGUGUUAUUUCCAAGAUGGAGAUUUCUCUGAAAAUGCCCAGGUGCAGCUGAAAGUUGCAGCGCUGGGCUCUGACCCCCACGUUGAAAUGAAGGGCUACGAGGCUGGAGGGAUCCGUGUGGAGUGCACGUCUGCCGGCUGGUACCCGCAGCCCCAGAUCCAGUGGAGAGACGCCAGGGGACACAGCUUGUCUGCUGAGGGGGCCACAGAGGCUGCAGACCCCCAGGGCCUUUAUGCAGCCUCAGCCUCUGUGAUCCUGGAGGACAGCUCUGGGGAGGGGGUCUCCUGUGUCUUCAGAAACCCCCUGCUGGGCCAGGAGAGGUCAUCAGCCACGGUUUCCAUUGCAGGCCCCUUUUUCCGGAACGCGCAGCCCUGGGUGAUGGCCCUGGGUGUGACCCUGCCGGCUCUGCUGGGGCUCCUGGCGGGGGCGGGGUACUUCCUGUGGCGACAGCAGAAGAAGAUCCAGGCCCUGUCCCAGGAGAAGGAGAGGGAGCGAGCGCAGAAAGAAGCAGCUCAGGCGGAGAAAGAAGCAGCUCAGGCGGAGAAAGAAAAGCUGAGGGACGAACUCAGGUGGACAAAGAUACCCUACCUACCACGUGAGGAGCGGUCUCAGGUCUAUGCAGAGUGGAAGACGGCCCUCUUCCAGCCUGCGGAUGUGUUUCUGGACCCAGACACGGCGCACCCUGCCCUCCUGGUUUCUGAGGACAAGAGGAGCCUGCAGUGGACAGACACAUGGCAGAACCUGCCAGAAAACCCCAAGAGAUUUAACCGGGCGUACUGUGUGCUGGGCUGUGAGAGCUUCAUGUCAGGGAGACACUUCUGGGAGGUGGAGGUGGGGGACAGGGCACAGUGGCGUAUUGGGGUGUGCAGGGAGGACUUGAGGAGGAAAGGGAAAGUUAAAAUGGCCCCUGAGAAUGGAUUCUGGACAGUGGGGCUGUGGCCUGGGAAGGGUUACAGGGCUCUCACAGACCCACAGACCACAGUGACCAAUGUGAGCCCCCCUGAGAGGGUGGGGGUUUUCCUGGACUGUGAGCUGGGGGUGGUCUCGUUCUACAAUGCCCUCGACGGGUCUCACAUCUUCACCUUCCCGCACACCCACUUCUCUGGGCCUCUGAGGCCUGUUUUCAGGAUCUUCAAAAAGGAGCCCACUCCCUUGACCAUUUGCCCAGUGCAAGAAGCAGUGGGGGGGAUCCCUGUGCCUGACCCAGGGCCUGACCCUUUCCUGGAGACCCCAGUGUCCCCGGGCACAGCUGGUGGGAAUGGGGACCCUCAGGCUGAAGAAACGUCUCUGCUCCUCGCUGCCCCGCCUGGAGCUGAGGGCCUCCUGGACAGCAAACCUCUCAGCAGGAAAACACUAAACACACUGAGUGACGGACUUCACUGACACUCCCUCAGUUUUUCCACAUGAGAGACAAGGAGACCAGGGUGCAGACAGUGAGUUAACUUUCCAAAGGUGAGUUGGGGGCUUUGAAUGACCAGAGCUGAGAUUUAUAGGUGACUUCACAGGUACUGGAUGAUGUGCUAAUUGUUUCAG